Molecule: messenger RNA, 1320 nt
Organism: Fusarium sp. VM40
Lineage: Eukaryota; Fungi; Ascomycota; Sordariomycetes; Hypocreales; Nectriaceae
Source: the annotation of a GenBank genome assembly
AUGCACUACGUCAGAUUUCUUUCACCACCAAAGGUGAUAAAGCACCGACGCGGUCCCUUGGUCCAACUGGUAUUCACCAUCACAACUGACCUUGGAGAUUCGUUCCUGUUUCCUGAGAGGUUUCUAGACCUCCAGGUCGUUGCUAUUGCAGCUUCUCCUGAAGGAAGCUCAACAUGGCUCCUUUCAGAUCCUGGUCACCUCGACUGGGAGCCUGGUAUGCGCGUCGCCAAGCCAGCAUUGGAGCUUCCCGUUGCUCUUGAGCGGGCUCUUGAAUCCGGAAUGAGAGUUCAUGUUUGUGUUCGAGCAUCAGAACCCAUCCAUACCGCUGAAAGUGUCCCGCGCAUUCUGGCCUUGUCGGCCGAGAAGAUGCGAUAUCGGAAGGAGGCUGCAGAGAAAGGCGCCGUCAUGCCAGCUUGGGUGCCAUUGACAUUGAACCCUUCUGAUACAGAUGUGUCUAUUCGAAGAAUCCUUCUGAAUGAUACACCAGAGGGCCUGGGCACGAUUGAAAUUGAGGAGGAGAUUGGAGAGAGCAUUGCGCGCCAUGUUUGGGAUGGCGGCGUGGUGGCGACAUGUGCAAUCGUGGGCAUUGAGACAGCUCCCGAUAGCGAGUCUAGCCUAAACCCCUGCAUGAUGACAAUGAAGAACAUCUUCAGCCGCCAGCAGGCCAUCCGUGUGCUGGAAUUGGGUUGCGGUGUGGGCAUCUUGGGCAUUGGAGUCGGCGCUAUCUAUCCCCGACUGCAGCCCUCUGGCGGCGAUUGCACUAUUCUUAUGACGGAUCUGCCAGAGGCUGAGCAGCGAGCCCGAUCUAACAUAAGGAGGUUGGAGAACUCGCAUCUACGCUUCCAGGAGACCCCAGUCCGCAUGCUCUAUGAAAACCUUGACUGGGAGGAGGGAAGAAAGGGUCGCUUUGGACCUCAGGUUCAAUCCGGGCCCUGGGAUCUCGUGAUGCUUAGCGACUGCACCUACAAUGUCGACAUGCUUCCAGCACUGGUGGAAACAAUUUCAGCCAUCCACGCAGCCAAUCUGACAUACUUCCCCCGAGGAGAGCCGUUCACUACAAAAGUGUUCCUCGCUACCAAACCCCGCCAUGAGUCAGAGGAUGUUUUGUAUGAACUGAUGGAAAAGGAAGGCUGGUACAGUGUGCACAAGCAAAUACUGCCCAAGCCUGUUCUUGGAGGCACGCCUCAGUUUAUCGAGCUUCAUCUCUUUGAUAAGUCUGGGCUGAGCGAUGGUAAGGGCCCAGGGAAGUGGGAGGCCAGGAAAUACGAUCACAAGGAGAAGAAGGACGAGGAGGAUAGCGAGAAGUCUUCGGAAGACUAG